AUGGCUACCAUGUUGAACACAAACUCUCUGCAACCGCCUAAAACGGGCACCUCUCGCUGGUCUAAAGCUCUUCCGGAUGUCCCAGGACCCAACGACCCAAGCUUUUAUGACGAUUAUUAUGAGGAAGCUUCCCCUCGUCUGCCACCAGCAAAAGAACUCCCUCCACCACCACCACCACCGCGCUCGACUAGCAUAGGCAGUGCAAACGCAAAAUCAUUGCCACCAUCACUGCCGCCGUUGCAUCUGCUUUCAGUCAAUCUCCCUCCAUCUGGUCCGCCCAAAAUGGCAAUCCCACGUCGACCCAUAGGCAAGCUAUCAGCGAAUCCACCAACACUACCUCAAAAGGAGUCCCAACUGCCAUCUCCAUUGCAAACACCUCCCUCACCUUCGGACUCACUGUCGAGUAUCUUAUCAGCUUACUCACGCUCCUCGGGCGAAUCACUGGUCAGAUCGCCAGACGAAACUAACAGUAUUACUCUCCGAAGUGACGCAAACACAUCUCCGAGCCACCAAGUUCCACCUGCCAACACCAAGACUGGCACGUUGGAAAGCGCCCCCACCCGGCAACACCAUUUUCAGCAACAGCAUCAUCAACAAUAUGAUGCACCCAAGUUGCCCGUCAAGCAAUUUCAACCACUACCGCUUCCUUCUAAAGACAUAAAGUAUCAUCUCCCCGCAAGUCCUGCUCCCAUUCGGAAACCAGUCCCAGAGAAAAAGUCACCUGAACUGAACUCGCCGUCGUCUCAGCAGCAGCAGCCUCAACUUUGGCGUCGUCGAUCUUCAAAGGCCGACCGGGGCAUUGAGCUUCCCGACCUUACGCUUGUGUCUAGUCACGGAUCAACCGCUGCGACACAACCUACUGUUGCACAGCCACCACCCGUUCAACAACAGCCUCCCUCAGUCUCCACAGCCCCGACCUGGCAGCCUGGGAGCACCAACCCAGCAGCUCCUGCUGGCCAGGACGUUCGACAGACGCCAGCUGCUGAGCAGGUGCUUGAGAGCCCAACCAUGGGUAGCAGCAGCUCCAAACUCAACCGUCUCAAGGACAGGCUCCAGUUUCACCGAAGAGGGAAGUCGUCCACAGACACUACCAAGUCUCUAACUCAGCGACCUGGGGCACACCGCCCUCCUACUCCUGAAUAUCAGAAGGAAGAUAUCAAGACACCCAUUGUGGAUUCGAUUGUUUCACCUCUAUCACCCGCUUCAUCCCCAGAGCCUGUUGUGCAGGUGUCGCCAGAGCUUCCUGAUGAUAUCCCCCAAAUAUCUCCCCAGCACCAAAACCAGGAACCUUUGAGAAAUACAGGCAGCAUUACACGAAAAGCUAUUCCAGCUCCCAAGCUUUCAAGUUCCGAGCAGGAUAAACCCUUAUCUGAAUCAUGGAAUUUGAAGAAUGAAUCUCCGUCGGUAGGAUCACUGCCUUCUUCGCUCACGGAUUCGAAGGGCAGUAGAGGACCAUCCAGUAGUGAUACUGCGGUCCACCAGGUUCAACCUCUCGUAGAAGUACCUUCUAGGUUCCCGCCACGAGAUUCAUCCGCUCGAUCGAAUGCUUUGCCCCGACAAUUAUCAGCUGAACACGACCCACGGCUGGUUUCAUCGGAUUCUCAAGGGCCUCUUUACAGAGGUAGAUAUGGUACCCUGUACCCAGAAAUGAAGGUCAUGCAAGAGUACGACCCGCAAGUCGCAUACUUCCCCAAACUGUCCGAAACCCCCAUUGCAGAGGGCACCAUUUUCAAAGCACCACCUCUUAAGAAGUCACACUUCUCUUGUUAUCAUGGACAUAAGACGAUGAACCGCCGGACCAACAGAUAUUACCCAUUAACAUGUCAGACUUGCGACAGGUCAGAUGUUGAAGAUCGAUGGACUUGCACUUUCUGUCAUUUACGAAUAUGCGAACCCUGUGUGAAAAAGCUUCACAACAACAGCAAUGACCUCCGCUGUAUGGUUAACAGCCUGCAGCUUACGGCAUAA
Messenger RNA from Fusarium venenatum, 1968 nucleotides. RefSeq lists its product as uncharacterized. The record is from RefSeq and is a predicted model, not a curated record. NCBI's taxonomy places the organism in Eukaryota, Fungi, Ascomycota, Sordariomycetes, Hypocreales, Nectriaceae.